AUGUCCAAUCAACUACUUCAAGAACUACAUCGAAGUCUUUCAGUUCAAAUCGUCCAUUACUCAAAUUUAUGGAAUGCACCUAAACACAUUAACCCAUAUCACCAUGGUGAUAUUGUACUGGGAAAAUUAAAACGGAAUCUCUUAUUGGUUGCAAUAAUCGACGGAAUAGCAGCAAAAGAUGCUCUUUCGAAGCAGAUUUUCGCACUAAAAUACCGGAAUCCUAUGGCUAAGGUCAUAUUUUUUUUGGCUGAAAAUACAAUGACAACAAUGGCUUUGCAAGCAUUCAUCCGUAAAUGUUUCGAAUCGGAAGUAAUAGAUGUCGUGUUUUUCGAAAACCUGGAUCCACCACAAAUGUUCACUUAUCAUCCUUUUAAUGACUUUCAAAUUAUCAAAUUGAAAAAAGUUUCCGAUUUUUUCGAGAAUCGUUUAAUGAACCUCAACAAAUACCCACUCAGAGUUUUCAAGUACAAUGCACCACCGAGAGUAAUGGAGUCCCGUGACGGGAAAAACGUUAUGGGAUACGCUGGACAUUUGGCUACAUCCUAUAUUCAAAAACGCAACGUAACUGUUGAAAUUAUCCCUAGAACAGAAGGAGUCUCUGUAUUGGCGCAGGUUACGGAUAAUCUUGUAGCAAGACGCCUAGAUAUAUUGUUGGGAGCUUUACCAAUGUUUCAAUAUGACAUCGGAGAUCCGUCUUAUCCCGUUCUAUAUGAGAAAUUCUGCGUUAUGGUUCCAGUACCUAAAGUUAUCCCGGUUUAUCGAAAUUUUCUACAACCAUUUGAAGAAAACGUUUGGAUUGCAGUUAUUUGUGGAACACUUUAUAUGACUAUCGUCACCUAUAUUGUCGGGGCUAUUGUCAACGGAAGAAAAGAUGUAUCCGCGGCACUUCUCACCUCCAUUUGUUUCGUAAUCGCUAGGGGCGAAAUUGGUAUUUUCUCUCAUUUAAACCGCCGACUCAUAGUCAUAUAUGUAUGCCUUUUCUUGUUGGGAUUCAUGCUAUCAAACAUGUACUGUGCUCUCCUCACAACAUUUUUAACGGCUCCUUCGUAUGAACGUGAUCUUAGAACACUCGAUGACAUAGCUGCCGCAGGCUUGAAGAUCGUAGGAGAACAGGCAGAAGUAGAUUACCUUGCCAAACGAGAUAUCUACAAGAAAUAUCAUCCACUCAUAAAAGGACUAUCGUACAUGGAAUACAUGAAAAUCAGAGCGGAUAUAAAUAAUACAAAUCCUGCUUUCAUUUCUACUGACAGUUUUGGCUUUUUAAAUGAAGUCCAAAAAUAUCAAAACGAUAUUAAAUUCCAAAUCACAGACAUAUGCCCUUUCGACGUGUAUUUAUCUAUUGUUUUUAAAGAUGAAUCAAUCUUAAUUGAAAAUUUCAACAGCCACGCUUUGCUAGUGCAACAAUCAGGACUUUUGAAUUACUGGAAAACAAAUGCAUUCUUUGAAGCACUACAAUCAGGAUAUCUACAUUUGAAAAGAGGUAAUAAGGAAGUCGGACCUGUACAAUUAACACUGGUACAUUUGCAAAUUGCCUUUUAUAUAUUACUAUCUGGUUUGGCUAUUUCAAUUUCAGCUCUUAUUGCGGAACAUUUGUAUUAUUACCUUAUUAAGUACACGCAAAAGAAGAUAUAUCUAUAA
This is a messenger RNA of Hermetia illucens (black soldier fly), 1638 nucleotides long. RefSeq lists its product as uncharacterized. NCBI's taxonomy places the organism in Eukaryota, Metazoa, Arthropoda, Insecta, Diptera, Stratiomyidae. The record is from RefSeq and is a predicted model, not a curated record. Bases 1 to 1638 code for a protein of 545 amino acids. The transcript has a single exon.